AUGUCGCCGAAUUUGCAGCGACCGACUCGUCACAUCAAAAAAGUCCAACAACAACGAAGUGAAAGUUAUAUGCAGCUCAAUCAAUAUCGAUUAAUGGAGGAAAUCGGACAGGGUUCUUACGGUAUCGUGAAAUUGGCGUAUAACGAAGAAGAUAAGAACCUUUACGCGCUGAAAGUGCUGGAUAAAAUCAAAUUACUGAAGAAUUUCGCGUGUUUCCGAGCGCCGCCAGCACGGAAAUCGAAAGCGCCACCAACAACCCAUAGAAAUCCCCUACAACUCGUUCAAAAAGAGAUUGCAAUAUUGAAAAAGCUCAGUCAUCCGAACGUUGUCAAACUGGUUGAGGUAUUGGACGACCCCAAUGACAACUAUCUGUACAUGGUGUUUGAAUUUGUCGAACGUGGCAGCAUCUUGGACGUUCCCACGGACAAACCGUUGGACGAGGACAGCGCAUGGAAAUACUUCAGGGACACAUUACGGGGAUUAGAAUAUCGUGAGUGA
This is a messenger RNA of Cooperia oncophora, 498 nucleotides long. The record is from the annotation of a GenBank genome assembly. NCBI's taxonomy places the organism in Eukaryota, Metazoa, Nematoda, Chromadorea, Rhabditida, Trichostrongylidae.